Molecule: messenger RNA, 6363 nt
Organism: Protopterus annectens (West African lungfish)
Lineage: Eukaryota; Metazoa; Chordata; Ceratodontiformes; Protopteridae
Gene: MYH15
Product: myosin heavy chain 15
Exons: 43
Coding region: 139-5955 (1938 amino acids)
Cellular component (GO): myosin complex
Molecular function (GO): ATP binding; cytoskeletal motor activity; actin filament binding
Source: RefSeq, a predicted model, not a curated record
GAGCCCUGUAAAGAAGACAGUGAGGAAGACUUUUCCUGGCAUUUUUUUGUGGUCAUACAUAAAGUGCGCAGGCAGGACAGGUCUGCUCUUCCUUUGUGUGAUACCUCCUCAGUUUGACGACUCCUCCAUAGUGACAUCAUGAUGGACAUGUCCGAGCUUGGUACAGCUGCUGCUUACCUGAGGAUGUCUGACAAGGACUUGCUAAAGCUGCACACUUUACCAUAUGAAGGGAAAAAGAAAUUUUGGAUCCCAGAUGAUAAACAUGCCUACAUUGAAGCUGAGGUUAAGGAAACAUCUGGAGACAAACUUACUGUUGAAACUGCUGAUGGCAAGAAAGUCACUAUCAGGGCAGAUGAUGUGCAGCUAAUGAAUCCUCCCAAGUUUGAUAUGAUUGAAGACAUGGCCAUGCUGACUCACCUCAAUGAGGCGUCGGUGCUGCACAACCUACGUAGGCGCUACUCAAAGUGGAUGAUCUAUACAUUCUCUGGACUCUUCUGUGUGACUGUGAAUCCAUAUAAAUGGCUUCCAAUCUAUACCACUCAAGUUGUAGCAGCCUACAGAGGCAAGAGACGCACAGAGACCCCACCUCAUAUCUUCUCCAUUUGUGACAAUGCUUACAACGACAUGUUACGCAAUCGUGAAAACCAGUCUAUGCUGAUCACUGGAGAAUCUGGUGCUGGCAAAACUGUUAACACGAAACGUGUCAUUCAGUAUUUUGCCACUGUAGCAGCCCUUGGAGAUCCAUCUAGCAAAAAAUCUCAACCAGCCACUAAAACUGGGGGGACCCUGGAGGAUCAAAUCAUUCAGGCCAACCCUGCCUUGGAAGCUUUUGGUAAUGCUAAAACUAUCAGGAAUGACAACUCUUCACGCUUCGGUAAAUUUAUUAGAAUUCAUUUUGGCACCACUGGAAAGCUGUCUUCUGCUGAUAUAGACAUCUACUUGCUGGAAAAAUCCAGAGUAAUUUUCCAACAACCAGGAGAAAGAAGUUACCACAUCUUUUAUCAGAUCCUAACAGGAAAAAAGUCAGAACUACAAGACUUGCUCCUUGUAUCUACAAAUCCUUAUGAUUAUCAUAUCUGCUCACAAGGAGUUGUUACUGUGGACAACCUAGAUGAUGGCGAAGAACUGAUGGCAACAGAUCAAGCCAUGGAUAUUUUGGGCUUCUCUUCAGAAGAAAAGUAUGGUGUCUACAAGAUGACUGGCGCAAUUAUGCAUUUUGGAAACAUGAAAUUUAAGCAAAAACCCAGGGAAGAGCAAGCAGAAGCUGAUGGCACUGAAAGUGCAGAUAAAGUGGCUUAUCUUAUGGGUCUCAGCUCAUCUGAUCUAAUGAAAGGUCUUCUGCAUCCUAGAGUGAAGGUUGGCAAUGAAUAUGUGGUCAAAGGUCAAAAAGUAGAACAGGUAGUGUAUGCUGUAGGAGCCCUAGCCAAAGCAGUGUAUGACAGAAUGUUCAAGUGGUUUGUGACCAGAAUUAACAAAACUCUGGAUACCAGACUGCCAAGACAAUUCUUCAUUGGGGUGCUUGACAUUGCUGGUUUUGAAAUAUUUGAUUUUAACAACUUUGAACAACUGUGCAUCAACUACACCAAUGAGAAACUGCAACAGUUUUUCAACCACCACAUGUUUGUCUUGGAGCAAGAGGAAUACAAAAAGGAAGGGAUUGAGUGGGAGUUUAUUGACUUUGGUCUAGACCUACAGCCAUGCAUCGACCUUAUUGAAAAGCCAAUGGGAAUCCUAUCAAUCCUGGAGGAGGAAUGCAUGUUUCCAAAGGCAACUGAUGCAUCAUUCAGGGCCAAACUUUAUGAUAACCAUCUUGGGAAAUCCCCCAACUUCCAGAAACCAAGGCCUGACAAAAAGAGAAGAAGUGAAGCCCACUUUGAACUCUUACACUAUGCUGGUGUGGUACCUUAUAACAUUGGAGGAUGGCUUGAAAAAAACAAAGACCCACUUAAUGAGACAGUUGUUGGCCUUUUCCAGAAAUCAUCAAACAAGUUACUGGCCUGCAUUUUCGAAAACUAUCUUUUUGCUGACUCCCAAUCAAGUGAUAAGAAGCGUAAGAAAGGGGCUUCUUUCCAGACAGUGUCUUCAAUGCACAAGGAAAAUCUGCAUAAACUGAUGACUAAUCUUAGAGCAACUGCCCCUCACUUUGUCCGUUGCAUUAUUCCCAAUGAAACAAAAACCCCAGGUGUUAUGGACUCAUUUCUUGUGCUCCAUCAGCUACGCUGUAAUGGUGUCCUGGAAGGGAUUCGUAUUUGCCGUAAAGGCUUUCCGAACAGAGUAUUAUAUGCAGAUUUCAAGCGAAGGUACCGUAUCCUUAAUCCAACUGCUAUUCCAGAAGAUAAAUUUGUGGACAGUAGGAAAGCAGCUGAAAAGCUUUUGGGCUCUCUUGACAUUGAUCACACUCAAUAUCGGUUUGGACACACAAAGGUGUUUUUUAAAGCAGGUUUACUUGGUCAUCUGGAGGAACUGAGGGAUGAGCGACUUGCAAAGAUUAUUACUAUGAUCCAGUCAAGAGGGAGAGGAAAACAGAUGCGCAUUGAAUACAGAUCUUUAGUUGGACGUGGGGCUGCCAUUCUAGUCAUUCAGUGGAAUAUUCGAGCUUUCAUGGCUGUCAAGAAUUGGUCUUGGAUGAAGCUUUUCUUCAAGAUAAAGCCACUCUUGAAAUCUGCAGAGCUUGAAAAGGAAAUGGUAAACUUGAAGGAGGAGUUCCAGAAAUUAAAAGAAGCUUUAGAAAAAUCUGAUUCCAGAAGAAAGGAACUUGAAGAGAAACAAGUUUCACUUGUUCAGGAGAAAAAUGACUUACUAAUACAAUUACAGGCAGAACAAGACACGCUUGCUGAUGCUGAAGAAAGAUGUGAUUUAUUAAUUAAGUCCAAGCUGCAGUUUGAAGCAAAGGUCAAAGAAAUGGCAGAACGUCUGGAAGAAGAAGAAGAGAUGAAUUCUGAUCUCACCUCAAAGAAGAGAAAAUUAGAGGAUGAGUGCUCAGAACUGAAAAAAGAUAUUGAUGAUCUAGAAAUUACAUUGGCAAAAGUUGAAAAGGAGAAGCACGCAACCGAAAAUAAGGUCAAAAACUUAAUAGAAGAGAUGACAGUCCUUGAUGACAAAAUUGGAAAACUUUCAAAGGAGAAGAAGGCUCUGCAAGAAUCACACCAGCAAAUUUUGGAUGACCUGCAAGCAGAAGAAGACAAAGUCAACACGCUGACAAAAGCAAAGGCUAAGCUGGAACAGCUAGUAGAUGAUCUUGAAGGAUCUCUUGAGCAAGAGAAGAAGAUCAGACUGGACCUGGAGAGAGCCAAACGUAAGCUAGAAGGAGACCUGAAGAUGGCUCAGGAGAGCAUCAUGGAUUUGGAAAAUGACAAGCAACAACUGGAGGAAGGCAUGAAGAAAAAGGAGUUUGAAAUAAACCAGCUCAACUCCAAGAUAGAAGAUGAGCAAGUCAUAGUGACCCAACUACAAAAGAAAAUAAAAGAACUUCUGGCUCGUAUUGAGGAACUGGAAGAAGAACUUGAAGCAGAAAGAACAGCAAGAGCUAAGGUUGAGAAGCAGCGAGGCGAUCUGGCACGGGAGCUGGAAGAGCUGAGCGAACGGUUAGAUGAGGCUGGCGGAGCGAGCAUUGCACAAAUUGAAAUGAACAAAAAGAGGGAAUUAGAAUAUCUGAAAAUACGUCGUGACCUUGAGGAAGCUACCCUUAAUCAUGAAGCCACUGCAGCUGCCCUGAGGAAGAAGCAUUCUGACUCCGUUUCAGAGCUUGGAGAGCAAAUCGAUAGCCUACAGAGAGUAAAACAGAAACUAGAAAAAGAAAAGAGUGAGCUGAAAAUGGAGGUAGACGACCUGGGCUCAAGUGUAGAACAAAUUACUAAAGGGAAGGUAAAUGCUGAAAAGCUUCUCCGGACAUAUGAGGAUCAGUUAAGUGAGACAAAGACAAAACUGGAUGAGAUGACUCGACAUGUAACUGAUCUCACUACCCAGAGGGCCAGAUUACAGGCAGAGGCCGGUGAACUUGGCAGACUUCUAGAAGAGAAGGAAAGUUUGAUCAGUCAGCUAACAAGGGGUAAAGCUUCCUUUACUCAGCAAAACGAUGAGCUCAAGAAGCAACUCGAAGAAGAAACAAAGGCGAAAACAGCCUUGGCUCAUGCCCUGCAAGCAGCCCGCCAUGACUGUGACCUUCUUCGCGAACAAUUUGAGGAGGAGCAGGAGGCCAAAGCAGAGCUGCAGAGGGCGCUGUCAAAGGCAAAUGCUGAAGUGGCUCAGUGGCGAACCAAGUAUGAGACUGAUGCUAUCCAAAGAACAGAGGAGCUGGAAGAGGCCAAGAAAAAGCUUGCUACUCGUCUACAGGAAGCUGAGGAAGCCAUCGAAGCUGCAAAUGCUAAGUGCUCCUCUCUUGAGAAAACCAAGCAUAGACUUCAGAAUGAGCUGGAAGAUCUAAUGAUCGAUUUAGAGCGAUCCAACUCUGCAGCAGCCGCCAUGGAUAAGAAACAGAGAAAUUUCGAUAAAAUCAUUGCCGAAUGGAAACAGAAAUAUGAAGAAGAACACAGUGAGCUGGAAAUUUCUCAGAAAGAGUCUCGCAGUUUGAGCACAGAACUCUUCAAACUGAAAAAUGCCUAUGAAGAGGCUCUAGAUAAUUUAGAGGUAGUACGAAAAGAAAACAAGAACUUACAAGAGGAAAUUUCUGAUUUGACUGAUCAGAUAAGCGAGAGAAAUAAGAACCUUCAUGAAGUAGAAAAACUCAAAAAACAAGUAGAAAAGGAGAAGUCAGAGGUUCAGAUUGCACUGGAAGAAGCUGAGGGAGCAUUAGAACAUGAAGAAAGUAAAACACUACGCAUUCAACUCGAACUUAACCAGAUUAAAGCAGAUUUUGACAGAAAGUUAGCUGAAAAAGAUGAAGACCUAGAGAAUUUCAGACGCAAUCAUCAACGUGUUGUAGAAGCUAUGCAGGCCUCUUUAGAUGCAGAAGCAAAAAGUAGAAACGAGGCCAUCCGACUGAAGAAGAAAAUGGAGGCGGACCUGAAUGAAAUGGAAAUCCAGUUAAACCAUGCUAACAGGCAAGCUACAGAGGCACUGAAGUCUUCUCGUUACUUCCAGGCUCAGUUAAAGGAUGCACAAGUGCAGAUCGAUGACUUACAGCAUCAGAAUGAUGAUCUGAAGGAACAAGUUACUGUGUUGGAGAGAAGGAACAACCUGCUUCAAUCCGAACUUGAUGAAGUGAGGGCAGCUCUUGAUCAGUCUGAGCGAGGUCGUAAACUAGCAGAGCAGGAGCUUCUAGAAUCCACUGAGCGGGUCAACCUUCUGCACAGCCAGAACACAAGUCUGAUUAGUCAAAAGAAGAAAUUAGACUCUGACAUCUGCCAUCUGCAGAGUGAUGUGGAUGAAGCUUUACAAGAAUGUCGCAAUGCAGAAGAAAAGGCAAAGAAAGCCAUUACUGAUGCAGCCAUGAUGGCAGAAGAACUCAAGAAGGAGCAAGACACAAGUGCACACCUUGAGCGAAUGAAGAAAAAUAUGGAACAGACAAUCAAAGACUUACAGAUGAGAUUGGAUGAAGCUGAGCAAAUAGCCCUGAAAGGAGGAAGGAAGCAAAUCCAGAAACUUGAAUCUAGAGUGCGCGAGCUUGAAAGUGAGCUUGAAAAUGAGCAGCGCCGCAAUAAUGAGGCACAGAAAGGUAUUCGCAAGUAUGAACGUCGUAUAAAAGAACUGAGUUUCCAGGCAGAAGAAGAUAAGAAGAACCUGUCUAGAAUGCAGGCGCUGAUUGACAAACUGCAGCUCAAACUCAAGGGUUAUAAACACCAAGCAGAAGAAGCGGAACAACAAGCCAGUCAGAGCAUGUCCAAGUUUAGGAAACUACAGCACGAACUGGAUGACGCUGAGGAACGGGCGGAUAUGGCCGAAUCUCAGGUCAACAAACUGAGAUCCAAGACCCGAGAUAUGGGAGUGAAGGGUCACAAAGAAACAGAGUUUCUUUAGGAUUGCCACCUACUGAAAGUGCAGGACUCUAAGAGAUCUGCAGACAGGGGUGAAUGAAAAGAAGCUGCAAGAGAUAAAGUAGUGGUAUAAUUUCAUAAACCGAAAAUGUAGAGAUAGUGUAAUGCAUGCAAGAAAUACUUUUAUUAUUUGUAGCUGUACAACACUUACCGAGGUGGCUUCUUGUAUGAAACCAUUGACUAGAGUUGCCAAAUGUAAUAAAACAGCAAGAAGCCUCACGUUUAACAUAUUUAGUUUGAACAACACUAGAAUGAAAAGAGGAGAGAAACUUUGAAGGAAGAAAUAUUUUAAAAACUGAUGAAAUACCUUAAUAAUGGUUUCUGUAUUAUUAACUAUGUCUGCAUCAGUUUGUUGUGGAGAAAGUCAAUAAAGUGCCUCGCUUUGAUUAAA